AUGCCGCAAGGGUCUUCCCUUACAGGCCAUCUCCGCUGUCGAUCUGGCUCUCUGGGAUCUCCUGGCAAGAUACGUGGUGAACCAGUCUACCAGCUUCUGGGAGGCAAGACCAAGCAGAGGUUGCCAGUGUAUUGUACCACCGCACGCCCUGACCUGGCCAAGGAAAUGGGCUUUGUGGGCGCCAAGAUUGCAUGCCCAUAUGGGCCGGCAGAGGGCGACGCGGGGUUAGAGAAGAACGUGGCUUUCUUCCGGAACUGGCGGGACAAAGUCGGUCCAGAAUUUCCGCUCAUGCUCGACUGCUACAUGGCCUUGACUGCGCCGUAUGCGGCCCGCCUGGCACGUCGCUUGGAACCCUUGGGUCUGAAGUGGAUAGAGGAGUAUCUUCCCCCCGACAGUUACGCCGGCUACACACAGGUACGCGAAGCUCUGCGUGGGUGCGACGUGCUGCUGACGACGGGUGAGCACGAGUACACGCGCUACGGCUUCCGCCAGCUGCUCUCUUCCCGCUGCGUGGACAUCCUGCAACCAGACAUCACGUGGGUGAGCUUGACCGAGGCGCGGCGGGUCGUUGCCAUGGCAGCGGCAGAGGACGUCCUGGUGAUCCCGCACGGGUCCAGCGUCUAUUCAUACCAUCUGCAAUACGCCUUCACCAACUGCCCCGUGGCCGAGUUCAUCAACCUCAGUCCAAACGCCGACAAGAUCACGCCUUACUUCGGAGGUCUGUUUCCUGACGAACCAUUACCCAAGGAUGGUUUCAUCGACCUGCCAGACCGCCCAGGAUUUGGUGUGACUUUAGAAAAGUCCCGACUGAUCCGGCCGUGUCCUCGCUCAGAGGAACAGUCCAGAAAACAAGCCCUUGCCAACAUCAACUGCCCCAUUCCGAUAAAGCAUUUCUUUCCAGUAUAG
Molecule: messenger RNA, 906 nt
Organism: Pomacea canaliculata
Lineage: Eukaryota; Metazoa; Mollusca; Gastropoda; Architaenioglossa; Ampullariidae
Product: L-rhamnonate dehydratase-like
Biological process (GO): carbohydrate catabolic process
Molecular function (GO): hydro-lyase activity; magnesium ion binding
Source: RefSeq, a predicted model, not a curated record